Ylistrum balloti is the source of this 18652-nucleotide messenger RNA. Its product is annotated as intermembrane lipid transfer protein VPS13D-like. Gene Ontology annotation, cellular component: extrinsic component of membrane. Bases 1 to 13716 code for a protein of 4571 amino acids. Gene Ontology annotation, molecular function: protein binding. The transcript is spliced from 75 exons. Gene Ontology annotation, biological process: mitochondrion organization; protein retention in Golgi apparatus; protein targeting to vacuole. The record is from RefSeq and is a predicted model, not a curated record. Lineage: Eukaryota; Metazoa; Mollusca; Bivalvia; Pectinida; Pectinidae.
AUGCUUGAGGGUUUAGCAGCAUGGAUAUUGAAUACCUAUAUAGGGGAAUAUGUGGAGAACCUCAACACUACACAGCUGUCUAUUGGCCUCCUACAGGGUGCCGUGGAACUUGAGAACCUUCCAUUGAAAAAAGAUGCAUUAAAGAAUUUUGACCUCCCACUUCAGGUCAAAUCUGGUUUCAUUGGUAAAAUAACACUACAGAUACCAAUAAGUCGUCUGAGGAGUGAGCCAUGGGUUGUGUCGAUGGAAAAGCUUUACCUGCUGGCUGGUCCUUUGAAACAAUCAGAGUAUGAUGAAGAAAAAGUCAAGAAAGCUGAACAAGCCAAGAAGGCUAGCAUGCUUGAAGCUUUAGAAAAAAAAUGGCAGGUGCUAAAAGUAGAGAAGGCAGCAGAAGGAUAUGGUGCAUCCUGGUUCUCCUACGGAACGUCACUGGCCACUAAUAUUCUGGAGAACCUACAGUUGAAAAUAAAAGAUGUACAUAUCCGCUAUGAAGAUGAUGAGCUGGUACCAAAUUGUCCAUUUGCAUUUGGUGUCACCAUUAAAAGUUUGAGUGCUCAGAGUACAGAUGAAGAAGGGACCCCUAAGUUUGUGAGUACCAGCUUGGCAGAUAUGGUGUACAAACUUGUAGAUCUACAAAAUUUCUCCUGCUACCUUGAUACAGAUGCUAAAAUGCUUGGCAGUCUUCCAAUCUCUGAACUGGCGGAUGCCUUACACCCUGACAUGUAUAUGAGCAACUCAACAGGCCUAUUUAAGGAUCAUGAAUACAUUCUGGCACCCAUCAGUGCCCAGACUCGCCUGAAGAGAAAUACAUCAGUACUGCCACUGCGCUCACCUAGUCUGCCUCGUAUUGCCCUAGACAUGAAUCUUGAGAAAAUGGCCUUUUGUCUCAGUGAGAGUCAGUAUAGAUGUGUCAUACAAUGGCUUAAAGAGCUAGAGCGUCACGACCGUCGACUCAAGCACAGACAGUGGCGCCCUGUUGUAGGGGUCAAAAACAAUUGUAAGCUGUGGUGGAACUAUGCCAUCCAGGUCAACCUGCACAUUAUUCAAGAAAGAAACAAGCACCAGACCAAAGCAUACCUGAUACAACGCGUGAAGGAUGUGAUCAAAUAUCACCAUGCUUAUAUGUCCUUCCUGGCCGGAGAGAUCCUGGACCUUGAUCAUCUCACACACAAAAGCAAGAUGGACGAAGAAUGGUCGUAUGAAGAACUGAAGAUUUUGAGAGAGGUUACCUUUCUGCGGGCUAAAAGAGAAGGAAAACUUGAGCAGGUGGUUGUUGCAAAAGAGGUGAGUCCUGCCCCAGUGGUUGUGACCUCUGAAGAAAAACCACAAGAACAGAAGGGUGUGUUGCAGCGUUGGUUCCCAGGGUGGGGCGGAUGGUACGGAACUUCAGACCCUGGGGCUGAGGAUGGAGCAGCUAAAGCAGAUACAAACCAGUCACAAGACAGAAAGGAAAACUUGGAUGACAGCUCAGAAGAGCCUCCUUCCAAACUGGCAAAGACAACAGAGAGUUUAGCCAAAACUGAAUCUCAGUUAGAACAAGAGUUGAUGGAUGUAAUACAGGACACAUCAGAGAACAUGACAUUCCUAAAGAAAGACACAGUGUUUGCCAGACUCAAUUUCAACCUCGACUCUGGUUCUUUCAAGCUUCUCUGUCCAAACCCUGAUGGGAUAUUAGAGGGCCGUCCAUUGGUGACACUGUUAGAGCUGGAAUGUACUACUAUUAGCAUGAUGUUUGAAUCUAGGCCGCGAACUCAGGCCAUGAAAUUUGGUGCCAGUGUCUCUGGUCUAUAUCUACGGGACAAAAUGAUCACAAACACCAGCUUUCCUAACAUGAUAUCACCACAAGUUAAGGAUCGCUUAGCCUCCCAUUCAAAAUCACCCAACUCCAGCUUUUCCUUGCCUCCUCUACAUAUCCCCAAGUCACCAGAGGGAGGUCCGACUGCUAGUGUUCCUGAGGAGAAAAUAUUUCAACUGAUGUAUGAGAAGAACCCUGCUAAUACCAAUGCAAACUACAGAGUUAAAAUAGAAACCAAACCAUUGGAUAUUGUGUAUAAUCCAAGUACUAUCAGGAAAAUACGAGAAUUUUUCUCUACCAAAAACAUGGGAACUUCUCGUUCAUCACAGCUCCGACUUACAGCUGCUGCAAGACGCCAAUAUGAGUUCCUGAAAGAACAAACUAAAGCUGAACUGAAACAAACUCUUGACCAGAUAUUAGAAGGAGAUGAAAAGAGAUGGGACAUAAAAUUAGACAUUUCUGCCCCACAAAUCAUUGUGCCAGAAAAUCUAGCGGAUGUUGACACUCGUGUAGUUGUUAUAGAUUUGGGACAUCUGCACGUCUAUAACAAAAAGUUGUCGUCACCACAACAGCAAGAUCAGAAACCAGUAGAAGAAAAUGAUGACGAGUUUCAGACUCCCUUAUCAACACCUCCUAAUGAAGUGGAAGGUGGGGUAGAAGAGGCAAAACCAGAGUGUAAUCCUCUAGACCAUAGCUUGUCAGAAUCAGCGCUGUUUGAGAAACUUUAUGACAAAUAUAAUUUGGAGUUAUCAGAUCUCCAGGUGAUGGUUGGAAAGAUGUCAGAUAACUGGCGCUAUACUCGUGGGAGUCGCAGUUCCACUCACUUUCAUGUCAUUGACAAACUCAGUCUCAACCUCCAGUUUGAGAGACGUCUGAUCUACACUCCUGAUCCAGAAUGGCCGACCACAACACUAAGUGGAAAUAUGCCUUGUCUUACUCUUCAUAUUAAUGAACAAAAGAUGCUUGCCCUUCACCGCUGUGUGGAGACCCUGAGUCAGCCUACGUCUGCUUCCUCCGCGCUAGGCCCUGACUUGUCAUCCUCUGGCAGUGGCGUGUCCAUGACAGAGUCCAUGUCAGGGGUAGAUCUCAGCUCUCAUAGCAACAAUGUGUCACUUAACUCCAGUUCUGCAUCUGAGAAGAAGAUGAGUGACAAGAUGAAAGAAGUAUUAGAAGAUUCUCGACUAAUGCUGGCAAAAUUUACCAUCAAUGCUAUGACCUUGGAGGUCCAGAGUAGAGGUCGUCCUAUCGUGGAGCUGCAGGUGACUAAGGUGAACGCAAACCUGACAAAACGUCCCUAUGAUACAAAGGUUGGCCUUACAGUACAUAGCCUCCUUGUUGUGGAUGCCCUUCAACCAUACGGAACAGACUUUGAAUUGCUUGUAGCUUCACAUAAAAAUGUCACACUAGACAGUAGGAGUGGAAGUAUCCGCGGCUCUGAGGCAGUGUCACCUGGGUCCCCAAUGUCCCCCACUUCCCCACACUCCCCUAUGGAGACCCUGAAUGAGUCUGCAUCCAGUACUAGUCUGAAAGUGGUGCAGGAGGCAAUCUCCAAAACCUUCCAGGCCCUCGUCAACUCUGGCUCCCAUACUCUUGGUCUGAACCUUGAUGAUAAUGAGUCUGCAGAAUUGAUACCGACAGUUGAGGAGGAAGCACUUAUAUCAAUCGACCUCGAACUCAUUAAUGAGAAUUCACCGAGUAAUACUACAGGGAAGGGGGCAUUACAGAUAGCCACUCUACAGUUCAACAACCUAGAUAUUAUAGGUAACCAAGAGACCAUUGUGGAGCUACUGAGUUUUUGUAAAACGAUCAGCCCACAGAAGGAUUCUUCAUUUUCUGCCUCUUCCACAUCUCCAGCCUGGACACAGCCAUCUGUUAUGACACAGAGUCCAAAUGUCUCUGUACGGACAGAUGAGGGGACUAGGCCACACCAGGAAGUGACAGCAGAGUUCCACCGAGUUAGUCUGUUGUUGAUCCACUUGGAGGAUGUCCGCGGGGUCAAGCAUGCACGAAAAGUAGCCACAGCAACAAUGUCAUCAGCUAAAAUACAAGCAACACUUGGGAAAGACUUGGAUUUGUCAGGGUCUCUAGGAGGUUUCCAUGUACUGGACAUCACACCAGAUAUACCACAGUACCAACAGGUGUUUAGUGUGGGUUAUGACUCCAGUGAGGACAACACAGCCAUGUCAGCCUCCUGUUACCAGCCCAGCUUCAUGUACAAAACUGCCCAUGAAUCCAUGUUUGAUGAAGAAAAUGAAUCUGAUGCAAAAGCUUUGUCCUUUCAUUAUACUCGUGGCAUGCAGAGGUCGAAAACUGUUCAAAACUUUUCUAUGGAUUUAGAUGAAACAAAAGAUGAGACAGGAAUUGACCAGAAUAUUUCAAAUCUUGAGCUACAUGUUGCUUCCAUGUCAUACAUCCACUCUCCUAGAAUACUCCAUGAAAUUUCUUUGUGUUUUUCAGAAUUCAAAGAAUACAUGUCUGUUUUUGCAGAGUCUAUAAAAACAGCGGCAGCAGAGGUUGCCAUGGAAAUAAUUUCCAGUAAGUUAGACACAUCUGUGAUCGGAAGUAAAACUGUGAUUGGAGAUUUCAUGUCUCCAGAUGGAAAGAGGAUGUCUGGUGCCUGUCUUAACAGGCAGGCUUCUAUGAACAAACAACAGUCAUUUUCAUGUCCAGAUUUAGAAGAACAAUCAUCAGACAAUGCUUCGACGAGAGUUUUACUCAUGAAUAUUCAACUAGCAUCACCUGUGAUAGUGGUUCCUAGAUCCUCUAACAAUCCACAGGCUUUUGUUGCCCAGCUUGGACAGAUUUCCAUCAGCAAUAGUGAUUUAUCUACAGAAGAACAGGACGAGGAUGAGGUAGCGGGGAUCAGUCGCAACAGAAUGCUGAUGGAAAUGCGUGAUAUGAAUCUUUGUUCAGUCGAUCUGAAAUGUGACCUUCCGACAGACUUGUCUUUGUCACAGUAUAGCAAGACAUUCAUGCAUUCAUUGGACCAAUUUGGUAUUACAAUAAUUCAUAAUACAACAGUUCAAAUGAUUGUGGACUAUAUCCAGCCAGGGCCUGUGAAUAUUCUUCCUCAGGAAGACACAAGCUCGGCUGGCUGGUGCUUUGGUGAAGAAAUGUUCGAGGAGGAUGGUAAACGAAAAAAUGUAAUUUUGGAAGAAGUAAGCAACAUCUUGGACAUAUCGGCUAAAAUCGCAACACCGCUUAAAGUGGAAUUGUCCAAAGCAGUGUACGAACAGCUCCUUCAGACUAUAGAUAACAUGACUUACAAUGUUCACUUAAUUAGAGAGCAGAAUUCAGGUAUUACGGCAGGACCAUUUGACAGUUCAAAAACUAGUGAAUGUCUUGAAUCAGAGAUUCCAGACCUGUCUGAAACAACAAAUGUACCUACAUCUUUCACAAGGUCAAUAUCACAGCCCCCUGAAAAACCUAUGACAAAAAGAGUCCAAUUUGAAGUACCUGUGUUUAAUGUUGAAAUGAAAGGUGAUUUUGGUGAAGGGGAGAAAGGGUUAGUAGAUUUGAAAUUGGAUAAUUUCCUUUUGAAAUAUGAGAAAAGUACAAAUUAUUGUUCCAAUGUAAACAUUCACUUGGAGUCAUUAACUGUUGAAGACUUGCUUGAGAACCCAGACUCGCCACACAGAUACCUGAUUUUGUCGCGAGCCUUUUCAGCAGACAAGGAUGAUAAGAAGGAUGAUCUGAAACAGUUCCUGUCCAGGUCGUGUCCAGACAGCAUGAUUAUAGCUCCUACCCCAAUAAUGCCCCGUUCGCUUCCAUCCAGUUUCCACCAAGAGUUACCUCCCCACACUAUGCUAUCCCCCUCGAUUGAACAAGUCCCGGAGCCCCUUGGAAUGUUGAGAAAGUCGAGAUCAUCUGCUGUUCAUGUACCUGUAAAGGCUGGGCUGUAUCCAAAGACCCCACCUCCUUCUCCCAUGUUGUCAAGGAAACAGUCAGUAUGUGACACCAGGGACGACACCCUAGUACACAUUAGUUUACUUCUGGUGGACAAGCACUCUCCAGAGUAUGUCUCAAAGUUUGAUAAGACCAACAGAUUUGUAGAUGUAGACUUCAACUGCUUAGAAGCAAACAUAAAUCAACAAACCUGGGUUGUUCUUCUCGACUUCCUCGGACUUGGUGCAAAGGUUCAUGAUGUCAGUAUCUCUGAGCCAAGUACUCCCAGUGCAAAAGAGCAAGAAAUCAAACCGAGUGAAGAAGAAGCAAAAGUGUUUGUGAACUCUGUGAUAAAUCUGAAGGUGAAGAGCCUGAGUCUUAUGUUUAACAAACCUGAGUAUGAACUGGCCCGAGCCAACAUCUCCGAAUGGUCAUCUCAUAUCCAGGCAAGGGAAGGAAACUUCAGUAUGUCAGGGCAGCUCGGAAACAUCUCCCUCAGGGACUGUUCUCCUCACGGUGCUCUCUACAGGGAGCGUUUCAUUACUGUAGGCAAGCAGGCACUUGUGUUUGAUUUCUUCAAGUAUGGCUUACCUGACCCAAACCUGGAGAGAGAUGAAGACAUCUCACUAAAACUUCGCAUGGCAUCAGUGCGGUACACACAUACCAACCACUUCCAGAUGGAAUUUGUGGCCUUCAUACAGAACUUCUUACAGCUGCAGGAUAUCCUCGGACAAAUGAGGGCAGCAUCAGCUGGUAAAAAGGUAGCAGAAAAGGCCAGUCGUGGUGCUCGCAUCACUUUGGAUAUCGAAGCUAACGCACCAAUCAUCCUCAUUCCCCAUAGCUCUAAGUCCACUGACAUCCUUGUCAUGAAUCUUGGAAAUCUCACAGUGAGAAACAGCUUUGUGUACGAUGGUGACGAAGGAACAAUACUAUCAGGGACUGUCAAGAGAGAACAGAACAUUCCAACAACGACACAUCCAAACCCACAGCCUGCAACUACAUCAAAGUCUGCUACAACUGCAUCUACUCCCAGCAGUGAGUCGUCUCCUUCAGAGACCCAUGUCAUGACUCAGAGUUUGUUUGAUGAAUUUAACCCUCCACAGCCAAGCAUGCUUGACCCUAUGACAGCUGGUGUUUAUGGAAGCCUUGGUGGGGAUGUUACGGAAGAAACAGUGCAGAGUGGUCCCAGCUCCUUAGAAUCUUAUGAUCCCACAGACCUUUCUCCUCCAGAUUCUUCACCAGAUAUAACACCAGAAGACUCUAGCGUAGACAUGUUCUCACCUUCAUCUAGUGUUAACAUUACCUCUCCAGUAAUGAUGAUGGACAAUCCAUUCACCAGAAGCUUGGGGUUAAAUCUGGAAAACACAAUUAAUGUUGAAUCUGCUAGUAGCUGUACAGAGCUGACAUCUGCCGAGUAUCUGACACCAGCUUGUAGUAGCGGAGGAGACUUCCUGGAUAGUCCACGUCACAACUGUUUGUUAGACGUACUGGCUGUGGAGCUGGCAGACAUGGAUCUGUUUUCUGCUGAGAGGGUGGAGAAAGCUUCAUACAACCAGAUGGAUCAGAAUCAAGAUCUGGAAUUCACAGAUUGUGUGAUCAAGCGCCAGGGGGCUAGGGCUCUAAAAGAGAAGAUUCUCCUGAAGCUACACAUAGAGAGGAACUUGGAAAAUCUUGUGAGUCACUCAGCACCAGACUGGCAGAUCCAGGGAGCUCUAUCCUCGGUCCACUGUUCUCUGGAUCUGGUUCAGUAUAAACUUAUCCGUGGAAUUCUUGAACACAAUCUCGGUGAGAAGCUGGAGGAAUUCAAACGACCAAUGAUGUCACACCUACAAGACCCAAAGAUUGAGACUGUGCUGAGUGGUAAAGUCUGGAAGGGAAUGUCAAUGACGAUUGACUUAAACAAUGUGACUUUAGAGUUGCUGAUGUGUCAUAGUGGACAGGGGCCAGACUGUCCAGAGUCCUCUGUAGCCAGACUGGAUUUUAUCUCGUCCACUUUCUCCUUCGAUAGUUACUCUGACCAAUCUAAGGAUGUAGACUUGGUGUCCCAUGAAAUUGUUGCCUAUGACACCAGAUAUCGGGAUGCCCCUGCCAAUGUGCGGCCCAAUGUGUUUGAGAAAAUCCUGCAGAAUGGCCAGAAACCUGGAAGUACCAGCACUAGCCUCCAGAUGGAGCUCCACUACCGUGCGACAAAGGAAUCCAAUCACUUUAUGGUCUUACUUCACAACAUGAAACUGAUGUGUGUUUUUGAUUGGUUCUUAUCAUUACAGGAGUUUCUACUCACCAAACCUGAAGAUCCUUUUGCUGCAGAGCGAGAAGCAUGUGAGGUGGAGAGACAGAACUCCUCUGGAGCUUCAGAGGAAAGUCAGCUAUCAGACUCGAUGUCCACUGGAUCCCGUGCCUACAGUCCCCUAACAGUCUCCCAAGGCAUUAUGACCAAGCGUGGACCAAUAGUGGAACAGCUGGAGGUCCCUUUUGAGUUUAAACUCAAUGUAACAGAUACUCAAUUUGUAGUGGUGGAGGACAGUACUUCCUGGGAUACUAAUGCUGUCAUACUGAAGAGUACAGCGGUGCUGAGUUUCCGUCCCAAGGCCAAGGACAAGCUGAUGUCGUGCAGCCUACAGAGUAUUGAGGUGUUCUCCUGCUCCUUGGUGAAUGAAGAGGAAACUGCUUUGUCCAUCAUUGACCCUCUCACUAUUACUAUAGACCUCAAUGCCAAUCCCCUUCCAGAGCCAAAACCCAGCUCUCCUGGAGGAAUACAGGAUGCAGCCCCACCCCCGGACCGUGCUCUAGUGCUUGAGGUUUCUUUCAACGCAAUGAAUAUCCGAUUGUCCUACCACGAUAUGAAGAUGUUUCUGGCAAUAUUGAACUCCUUGCCCAAACAAGCACUUCAGGCCAAGAACAGGGAUUCACAGAAGACUCCCAAUCAAUACCCCAAACACCAGAUUCAGAAGCUACAGGAACUUGGGUUUAGUAAGGAGGACUGUCAGCAAGCCUGGUCAGCUGUAGAUGGAGAAAUGAAAGAAGCAGCUGUGUGGUUAAGAAAGCACUGUACACCCAUCCCUCCCCCGCCCCCAGGGCAGCAGAGUCUAGACCUCACAGGUGUAAAGCUUAAUGCCAAUUGUUUCUGUCUCUGCUUCAUCGACGACUGCCGGGACUCGGAUGUACCACUGGGUGAAAUAGCGUUAAGUUCAAUCAACUUCCAUCAGAAGCUUGGUCAAGUCCAUGAGGGGACAGCGUCUUUCACACUGACUGGUGAUUUCUACAAUCGGGCCUUGUCAGGCUGGGAACCCUUCCUAGAACAGUGGAGGUGUCAUUUGGAGUGGAAGAAAUAUGUGAAAAACUAUGAAGAAACAACACAUUUCCAGAUUAACGCCCAAGAUAUGCUGAACAUCAACAUCACUAGUGCCUUAUUGGAACAGUACAGAAAAACCAAAGUCACAUGGACAGAAGAUUACUAUAAACACAUGCCAACCAACAUCUCACAGUCAAACGAAUCGCCACAGGAACCUGUUUCCACAGCUAGUCAGAGGCGCCGAAUACCAUUUGUGCCUUUCCUCAUCCACAACCAGACUGGCUGUCCUCUGUGGUUUCAUACUGUCACGACAAACCCAUCUAAAAUAACCCGCCUGACUGGGCCUAAUGAGGGACAUCUGUCUGGCAGUGCUUAUAUCAAUGCCUCCAAGUGGACAAAAGUCAAGCCAGGCCAACAGAUGUCAUUUGUAUUUCACAGGAAGGAGAAAAUCAGACAUAAGAAAACUCAUGAGCUACAGAUCAACCAGCUUGGAGUGAAAGUAGAAGGGUGGCACCGAGUGACCCCAGUCACUGUGGACAAAGUAGGUGUGUACUUCAGACAUGCCGAGCCUGACAGAAAGUCGGCCACAGGACUCUCUGGGUUGACAUUUGAGUCCAGCCAUGAUCCUGCCAAGCAACAGAUUGCGCGGAUAGUGUUUGAUGUUCAUCAGGAAGGUAGUGCCAGGAAGGUGAUCACUGUCCGAUCAGCACUAAUGGUCAUCAACAAGCUUGACCGUACUGUAGAUCUGAAGAUGGUGCUUGGAACACAGUACGAGGGAAAUGUUGAGAUCCUUCCAAUACCCCCUCGUGGUAGUGUCCCUAUCCCACUACCUUACAUUAUGUCACAGCUGUACAUGAGGCCCUGUGAUUCAUCAAUCAAGUUCUGUAAGCAGCCAAUCCAGUGGCAACAUGUUGGUCUUGCUGGACAGAUCAAAGACAAAAUAAUGAAAUGUGAGACUUCGGAUGUCAAAGAAACAUACAGGUUCUGUGCUGCAGUGAAGAGAGAACACUACCCGGAACAGAACUUCACACAGGAAGUGCCAGUACUUCCUGGUCAUGUGAUCACGCUCAAGCCUCCCGUCAUCAUACACAGCCUACUGCCAAUCGACCUCAACUAUUACCUAAAAGACACUGAUAUUUCGGGCACAGUAAAACCUGGCAAGAGCGCUGCCUUACAUGCGGCUGACCCCAGUCAGGCGAUGGAGCUGGGCAUCUACGUUGAAAACUUCUCUAAUUGUUCCGAGUUGAUUGUCCCUCCUGACACAACUUAUUACAAAGUCAAACUGAGGCUGUUCGACUGUAAGAAACGAAAGUUAGAGUUGUUUGUACGGAUUGUGUCCCGAAAAGGAGGCUGUGUUAAUUUGUACAUCAUGGCUGCCUAUUGGUUGGUAAACAAGUCUGGAUUACCACUAAUCUUCCGUCAGGAGAGCAGUAAGAUUGACUCAGCAGGACAGUUUGAGGAACACGAGUUAGCUCGCAGUGUUACUCCAUUGCUGUUCAGCUAUCAUGAGAAAGAGCUGUCAAAUCUGUGUACCAUGAGAGUCGGAAAGUCUGUCCAUGGACCAAAUGCCAUACCUAACUGGUGUCAUCGGUUUUCUUUGGAGAGUGGUACAGGAAUGCGGAAGCUGUAUGUGGUGCCGAAAGAGCAGAACCGUCCUGAUUGGUUAGUAGAGCUACAACAUCAGACCAAACGCAGGUUUACCAUUGCUAUCACUAAUGCGCUCCAGGUUUACAACAUAGGUAUAGAGGUGAGACAGGGAAAGGGGAAAUACAGAGACACAAAUAUCGUGACUUUUGCACCAAGAUUUGAAAUUGACAAUCAGUCCAGUCACAAUUUGGCCAUAGUGCAGAGGCAUAUUAGCAAAAGGGAGACCUUAACGAGAAGUAUUGAUGGUCACCUGACAGCAUUGCCUGGGUGUAAGCUGCCAUUUCAUUGGCCAAGACUGGAUCUUGACCAGCUGUUGUGUGUACGAUUAAUGGAUGUGCCAAGCUGUAGGUGGUCCGGCGGAUUUAGGAUAGACUGCAUUGACUCCUUCCACAUUAACAUGAGAACCACAGAUGAUGUCUCCCACUUACUGAAGGUGGAGGUAGUGAUGCAGGGUCCAACCUUUUUCAUUGUGUUUGGUGAUGCAGAAGAGAUGCCACCACCCUUCAGGAUAGACAACAAGGCAGAAGUACCCAUCAAAUACUACCAGACAGGCAUAGAGGAUGUCACACUGAUGUCAAACAUCAAACCACACACCUCUCUGGCCUAUGCUUGGGACGAGCCGACCUUUGCACCAUCUAUCUCGCUAAAUGUACAGGGAGGAACUAGCGCCACCUACAAUAUGAACAAGCUUGAGGAGGGAGAAAAGCUUUACUAUCAAAAUUUCAUCUACCUGGCAGCUACAGCUUCGUUUAACCAGAAUAUUCCUGAUGAGAACAAACAAGACUUGGUGCUAGACUGUAUUCAUGAAAACCACAUUGUGUUCAAGAAAAAGGAGAAUGGGAAAAGGUCCCAACUGUGGCGUAUGACUACAAAAGGAAUGUUGGAGCAUGAGGGUUCCAUGCCACCACGGGAUCCUCGUAAGCAGGGAACCUCAUCCAAUCGUCUUGUACUGGAUAUCGCAGACAUUGCACCACAGCCCGGAAAAAUGGUGCUACUCACACUGAGGAAGAUAGACGAACGUAGAAAAUCCACACAGAAGUGGUCAUUCAUGGAUGGGAAGCUGUGCUGUGGAAGUGGUGUGCUCUGUGUUCAGGCCCUCGGAGAUUUUCUUCAAGAAGGUGCUGUAGGAGUACUAGGCCCCUGUCCCCCAUCCAGUUCAGUCCCCAUACAGGCCCAAAUGUCAAGCCAACGCCUCCAUCCUGGGUCAGGUCACCUCUCAGUCAGGGUCAUGAUGGAUGGCCCGAUCAGAGUGUUGGAGAUAACAGACACACAGAAAAAGCAAGUCGUCCAACAGAGGGGCUCCGCUGAUGAUGAUGGAUGGGAGGUGUAUGAUAUCAAAGAAGCCGAAGAUAAGCAAGGAAAGAUCAAAGACCAACUUGAAACUAAAACCAGUUUGGAGCUCUCUAUGAAUCUGAAGGGAGGAUUAGGGAUUUCCCUAGUAAAUAAGAAUGCUGAGGAGUUAUUGUACAUCUCUAUGAGGAAUAUUAUCAUGGAUUACUGCUCCACACCCUCCAGUAUCAAAAUGGACAUUAGUGUAGCAAGUGUUCAGAUGGAUAACCAACUGUUUGGUACCCAGCGCCCUGUAAUGUUAUAUGUGACACCAACUUCAAAACAGGAAGGGCCUGACAAAACGUAUGCCCUCCACAUGGCCGUUCACAAGAUACCCAACACAAAGUGGAAUGCAGACAUCUACAAGCAUUUGUUUAUCACAAUGAAGAAGAUGAGUGUGCAGCUUGAGGAACGACUGCUAUGGAAAAUCAUCCAGUUUAUAGGGUCAGACAGCUCGGACUCAACUGAAGAAAAAGUUGACCAAAAAUCAGACCAGAGGGAAUUUGAUACCAGGAAAGCUCUGGUAGCUGCUACAUCAGUGAAAUCAAAGCGUUACUAUUUUGGGACCCUGAAGAUCAACACGAGUCGUUUGAGUCUCAGUAUGGUAACAGCCAAUAAGUUGUCCUUGGAUCUCCAGCACAUCAAAAACGCCACCUCAAUCCCACUUGUCAAGUUUGAGGACGCCAAAGUUGAUCUAGAUCCCUUUGUCAGACACCAUCCGUUUGAGACCAUAGAUUUCCUGACAAGAGAGCUCAUGAUCCACUAUACUAAUGAAUUAAAAAGUCAGGCUGCUAAGAUUCUUGGUUCUGUUGACUUCCUCGGCAAUCCACUGGGACUGUUCAAUGAUGUCACUGAGGGAAUAUCUGGACUCAUCAAGGACGGCAAUGUUGGUGGGCUGCUAAAAAAUGUCACCCACGGGGUUUCCAACUCAGCAGCGAAGUUUGUGACAUCCCUGUCUGAUGGUGUUGGGACACUCAACAUGGACACCAAGCACAACGAUACACGUGACCAGAUCCGUACUCACAGCGGAGGCGGAGGCAGCCAUCUUGUGGCUGGUAUCAAAGGCUUUGGGUACGGGCUGUAUGGAGGACUAACCAGUAUUGUCACUCAAACCUACGAAGGUGUGAGAGAAGAGGGAGUCGAAGGCCUAUUCACAGGAUUUGGCAAAGGUAUGAUUGGAACUGUAACCAAGCCAGUUGCAGGCGUCCUUGAUCUAGCCUCAGGAGCAGCCAAUGCUGUGAAGGACACAAGUAGCAGUAGUUCCCACAAGUGUCCUGAUCGUGUCCGAUGGCCACGUUGUUGCCAUGGUCCUGGUGGCCUACUGCCAUCUUUCUCUGAUCUUCAGGCAAGGUCACAGGAACUCAUGUACAAGUUCAACAAAAACAAUCAGGACGAAUUUUUCAUUGCCUUAGAGAAAGUGCGAUCUGGGAAGGAGGAGGGCCUGAAGGCCCUUAUCACAAGUAAGCACGUGUACUUUCUGAGGAAAGGACGUCUACACCCUGACAACAUCAUGCUACAAGUCUCACAUCGAGAAAUUGUUGAAUGUAAAGUCACAGAGAACAACGACAGAUUUUACAUUGAGCUUUUCAAGCAGGGUGAUGAUGGUGGCGAGAGGUCAUCUGGGGUGGCACAAAAACGACCCCAGAUCCGGUGUGAUAAAAGGCACAUGGCUCAAAGGGUAUCUCAACAAAUUAAUUAUGCCAGAAACCUAUUUGAUGAGCAGCGACACACAUUAUCUGAGGGGGAUAGAGGCGAGGAAGAUGAAUAACCAGUUGAUAAACUUCAGCUGUGGAUAUGAUAAAGAAGCCAUUGAUUAUGGGAUCCAAAUAUCAGAACCAUUAACAGUCAACAUUGAUGUGAUAUAAGUGCAAGAAAAUUGGAGGAGGAAAAGCUACCAGUAGUGAAAUUUUGACCUAGAAAUCAUCAGAUUAAAAUUGUAUUAAUAAAUGCUCUUUAUUCCACUGAAAUCAGACUAAAGGAGAAUCUUAUGGAGAAAAAUUUUCUGAACAAAGGCUUAGAUAUUUUUGAAAUUGAUAUUUGUCAUUAUCGAAAAAAUUCCAUUUGAUGUAUAAGAGGAGACAUGAAUUUAGCAUAAUAGAUUAUAGUGACAUUGCUGAGAGGAAGAUAUUUAAAUGUAUAAGAUGCAUUUAAUGUGAUACGUGCCAAAUGUGAUAUUUUCAUGACAUUUUAUACAUGAAAUGAGAUGGACGACUGUGUGAUCAAAGUCAAGUGACAGACUUAACAAGUCUGUGCGACUGAUGGUAGAUAGCCCGGACCAAAAACUGUCUGUGUUACAAUUUAUGAACAUUAAGGGUGAUUUGUACAGUUUCAUGAUCAAUUUUUCUUGUUCUAUUUUCAGUGUGCCAAGCUUUUUCAGAUGCACUUUGUUUGUGAAGAAAUGAACAAAUUAAUGAAAUUUUUCACAUUUUGUGUCAGAACAAAUUUUGAUAAUUUUUUGGGCAACAGUAGGUGAAUGUGAUUGUCACUGGCCAAUGAAUCCUGCAGCUUCCAAUUUCUGACUUUCGUAGAAUUUUAAACAGGUCAAAUAUUUGAAUGUUUUCUGAAUUUCUGAAUACUUAUGUUAUUAUAUGUUAUUUUUGUAUGAUUUGCGUGUGUGGGCUAAAUAUACAGGGUAUACAUUGCAUACAAGUGACAGUCUUUUGACAUAUGGAUGACACUGACUGUAAUUUACUGUGCUGUCAGAAGUGCAACUAUUGGUGCAUGAUAUCGUGGAGUAAGUAUAUCUGUGUGAGAUCACAAGUGUAUAUAAUCACAUUCCUUUGCUGUUUCAUAAGGUGCUCUGUCAUCUGUUACAUAUUCACAAAAUCUGUCCUGUCAUCUGUUACAUAUUCACAAAAUCUGUCCUGUCAUCUGUUAAAUAUUCACAAAAUCUGUCCUGUCAUCCAUUAUUUUUUCACAUACUCUGUCCCGUCAUCUGUUAAAUAUUCACAAAAUCUGUCCUGUCAUCCAUUAUAUUUUUCACAUGCCCUGUCCCUUCAUCCAUUACCUCUGGUUAUAGUGCCUCCUGUUGUCUUUUGUAUCAUAAAGAAAACUAAGCUGAAAGUUGAUUCUGCUUUCUUUGUACAAUCAUACCAAUCUAGUUGUGGACAACUCCUGUCACGUCAGCAAAUUUUUGAGGUUUUUUUUUUUUUUUUUAGGGGGUGGGGAGAGGUUGGCAAAUCUCCUACACAUAUUUGCAUUCAAUAUAUAUAUACAUGUGUAUGAUUAUAUAAUACUACUGUCAAGAGCUGAAUUGUGCUGAAAACCAUUUACCCGAUUCUAAGAGGAUUUUCAUAGAUUGUUUGUAGGGAUCAAACAAUGUCAGAUCAAUCAAAGAACAUACUAUUACUCAACAACAGUAAAUGAAAUAACCUUAGUCUCACUUUUCAAAUCUGGGCUGUUGGAAUAAGUUUUUUCUUAAAAUUUCUGGUUGUGACCUGCUUUUUGUUAAAAUUUUACACAAUAAAAUGUAUUAUUCUUUCUUCUCUUGCAUGUCUUGGUCACAUAGCUGUUUGAUUCUGUCAUAACAAAUGUAUUGAAACAAUUUUCUGUGAUUUUUUUCUGUUGAAAUGUCUCCUAACACCCCAUUGAUGUAACACAAUUAUAUAAAUACAUGUAUAACCAGCGUACAUGAAUAUAUAGACUUUUCUUUUGGCAGCUUUUGUGUAUUUUAACCUCUCUAUGUUCUGCUUUCUGCUUGACACCAUAUGAGCCUUGUGUUUCUUAGUAUCUCCAAUUAAAUUGUUUUAUUAUGUUUUAAUUAUAUGACUUUGCCAAUUAACAAUCAAUUUUCUAAUGUGUUCCUGAAGUAUUAGUACUACUGCUUCUUUACAUGCUUCCCAUUUUUAUCCGUUUUAGAAUUCACAAACUAGUGAUCAUUAUUUCAUUGUAAAUUUCAUUUUUAUUUAAGAAGGUAUCUCAUUCUCUCUAGGUAUUGUGUUGUUUAUUGACCUAACAAUCAUUAUUUUAACUGUAUUGUCAACUUUUUCUUAAUGGUGUCUUAUCAAGUAAUUAUGAUGUAAAUAAUAUAUGAACAUUUUAAGCAGUAUGUAAUUAUGAGAAGUAUCCAAUACAUCCUGUAUAUUAGAAAAAAAAUCAUAUAUGUAACAGGUUAUUUUCGCAAUACCUUAAUAACAAGAUUUACCUAAAUACCAGGUUGGGUAACAAAAUUUUGUUUAAUAAUCGGAUGACGUAAUUUUGCAAACCAAUUAUUUGCAAUCCUCUAUCAUUAAGUAUAUUAAUUAUGUGUAGCUCUAAUAUUAUGAUACUGAAUGUCAGUUUUCACAUUCAGUUGGUUUUAAAUACGUCUAAUGGUCUUUGGUGCUACUUGUAUAAAGCUGUGAGAUGUACAAGUACAAUGUAUAAAAGGUCUGAAAUCUGAUGAACGUAUAUUUAGGAUUCAACUCUUUUGUUCAUCAUAUGUCAUGAAUAUAGCAAAAAUAAGAUGCACAUUAAACCUGUUAUACAGUGUGUUAUGUACAGGAAAUCAAGCAAAUCCAAGUUCAGUUCACUAUGGGUAAAGCAUUCUUUGCUUGUCAUUAUCAAUAAUUAUUGUUGUCACUGUUGUCAUAACCACAAAGUUUGUGUCAUCAAAUGUCUGCUAGAUGUCAACAAUUAUUUUCCAACAUUCAGUCCUUGUAUAUAUUUUUCUUUUUCAAAUAAAUAUUUUACCAAAUUUCAAACAUGAUUGGCACUGGAGAUAUAUAUUUAUACUUAAUCUGAAAUCAAAAUCUUGGAUUACAAAUACACAAUGAAAAAAGCCCAAAAAUAUUAACCAAAUUUGUGUUUACAUUUAUUUAAUGUUUAAAGUUCUUAUGUAGGACAGCCCUACGGGUAAAGAUUUUUUAAAGGCUGUUUUAAAAUCAUCCUCGAAAGAAAAAUAUAAGAUUUAGCAUGUUCGUGAAAAUGAAUGUCAUUUCUUAAAAAUUUCAAAUUGAAGUAUCUGUACAAAAGACUCUUAUAAGUUACAUUUAAAUACCAUACCUAUUAUUGCUGUCAAAAUAUCUGUAUGAUGCUUUAUAAAUAACUGACUGAAAAAUAGGUUAGAAAUUAAUUGUUUCAUUCCUAACCACAAGAAAAAAUGUGCUUUUGUCUAACUUGUGUUUUACAAAAUAUGUACAUUCCCUGGUGUGGCUAUUGUGAUGAGAAAUGUCAGACCAUCUAGUCUACUGUUACUAAAAUUUCCAAACCUGUUACCAUGGUAUCUUGUAAUUUGUGAAAUAACAAAUGUGAUAAUACAUAAUAAGAAAUUCUAAUGAACUGUAAGGUUUCUUCCAGUGCUCUAUGAGGGUUUGUGUGGUGGUAUAGUGUGGGUGUGUGUGUGGUGGUAGAGUGUGGGUGUGUGUGUGGUGGAGUGCAUGUCGCUGUGAUUUUUAAAAAUUUUGUGCUAGAAUGAAUCAAUUUCUGUAAUUUUUAUUGUAUAGUGUGUUUAUGUAUUCAUUUAUAAAUAAUGAAAUAUUGUCAUGAAAAUCACUAGUCCAGCUAGCAAGUCUUUCCACCUUGCAAUACUUGACACUUUAUUGUUUUGUUUCAGACAGAUUUUUUCUCUCUCCUUAUUUUAUCAUUUUUUUUACUAGAAGUGUUUUCUUGUAUUUGUUCAAACUUCACAUUUUCAUAAGGAAGAAACUUGCUCAGAUAUUGUGUUCAUUUUGCUGCAUUUUGUCAAGUAUAUAGAGAUGUUAAUUUUUUUCAUGUGACUGUUAAAAGGAUAGUUUAAACCCAAGAUUUUUUUUCUUAUUUGUUAUAAAUUAGAGAAAAAAAAAACAUCGUCACAAAUAAUACCCACCAAUGAUAUUUUAGAUAAUGAUUAUAAUAAUUUGACUGUGCAGUUUUAGCUACUGGGUAUGGAAAAGUGAAAAAUGACUCUUAUCCUUUAAUGGAAAAUACAGAUUUGUACAUGGAGGUCGUUUUUUGUCAGAAAUAUGUCAUAAAGUUUGGAGGGAGGUAAUAUGCUAUGGUGUUGUCCAUCUUCCUUUUCCUAUCUACCAUAAACUUCUAUUUCUGUAGAUUAUCUCUUAGAUUACAAGGGAUCUCUUUUAACCUCGGUGGGCGUUAAAACCAUGACAUUUGUUUUCCUGUAAGACAUUUUGAGUUUUUGAGGAGUAAUUGCCCUUUCUGGAGAUCUUCUUUCCUAUAUUUCAACCAAUUCCUUUUAUACUUAAUAGGCUUUGUGAUCUCGUGUUGUGUGUUUCUGAACAGCCUUCUUAAUUGAAAAAUUUAAAAAGUAUUUUUACAGCAUUUAUGUUUUGUCUAGAAAUCUCAUUUUUCUUUUUUAAUUUUUGUGCCAUCAUCACAUCUAGCUGUAUUUUCCUUAGACAUUUUAGAUUGACAACUUUUCCAAGAAUUACUCAUUUGUUUAGUUUCAGUAUUUUAAUUAUAGUCAUAGAUAUCUUUCCUCAGUUUUCAGCCCACCAUUAUGAAAUUGUUGGCUAUUCAAAUCAUCCUGCAUCUUUGUCCAUUGAUAGAUCUUUUUCAAAUUUCAUGUGUAGGUUCCGCACUUUUCCUAGUGGUGCCGUUUUAAUUGUGGAACUGAUCAGAAAAACAAAAUGGCAGAGAGGGAAUCAUUUUGGAUUUGGUAAUUAAAUAUUACUUUCACCAUUCUUAAAAUUUUAAAUUUCAUAUAAUUAAGGGCAAAAAUAGAGGAAGGAAGAGAAAUGAAGGAAAAAGAUCCAAUUUUUCAAAAAAAAACCCAAACCAACAAAUAA